Messenger RNA from Diatraea saccharalis (sugarcane borer), 3639 nucleotides. The record is from the annotation of a GenBank genome assembly. NCBI's taxonomy places the organism in Eukaryota, Metazoa, Arthropoda, Insecta, Lepidoptera, Crambidae.
UUAGUCGUUUUGGACACCUCUGUCUGUCUGUACGUAACUAAUCUAUGUCAAAAAUAAGAAAUGGCCCCGGUCGUUAGUGUCGUUCGUUUUAGUAUUUUAAUAAUAAUUUUACUGUUUAGGAAUGAAAAUGUUACUGCAAAUGAUAUUUUAGGUUGUGGUGGAUUUGUUAAAAGUCAUGUAACUUUAGACUUCUCAAAAAUCGAGAUUGGCUUGUACACAAAAGAGGGAAGUUUGAAGGAGAAGACAGAGUGUGCUCCAACAAAUGGUUACUAUUUCUUGCCACUCUAUGAGAAGGGAGAGUAUAUUCUCAAAGUUCAUCCGCCAGCAGGUUGGAGUUUCGAGCCUUCUCAAGUAAAGUUGGUUGUUGAUGGAACAACAGAUCAAUGUUCUACAGGACAAGAUAUUAACUUUGCCUUCAACGGGUUUGGUAUCACUGGGAGAGUGAUUACUGCUGGCCAAAAGCAAGGCCCUAGUGGAAUAAGUGUACAGCUGAUAAAUCAAAAAGGAGAAGUAAGGAAUACAGUGACUUCUGCUAGUGGUGAUUUUCACUUUACACCUGUGAUUCCAGGAAAAUAUACACUUAAGGCUUCGCAUCCUAGAUGGAAGUUGGAACCCUCACAAGCUGUUGUACAAGUGACAGAGGGUAAUACUGCACUUCCAGUAGGAGUGUUAGCUGUCAAAGGAUAUGAUGUCAGAGGUUCAGUUACUUCAUUUGGAGCUCCUCUGAGCGGUCUGCAUGUACUUCUCUACUCUAAGGAGACAAAUCAGCAACUUCGUGUUGAGGGGUGCAAAACUGCACUCUUGCAAGGUGUCCCUGAUUCUCCAAUUUGUUAUUCUAUAACAGACAACAAUGGUGAAUUCAGUUUUGGCCUGGUGCCUGCUGGAAAUUAUAAACUGUUGACUCUCUCCACUUCUCCUGGUCAAGCUUCCAUCAGCUAUAAUGUGAAACCAGAAUCUGUUCCAUUCAGUGUUCUUCACGACAGCCUCUUCAUAAGAAACGCAUUUGAGGUGCAUGGCUUUACAGUAGUAGGAACUGUUGUCAAAUCCAUUGGUGGAGAAGGUUUAUCCAAAGCUAGAGUGCUCCUCGAUAAACAAGCGAUCGGAAACACUGAUGUCAACGGCAAGUUCACGUUGCCCCAAUUGCAGCCUGGGACAUAUUCUAUUACUUUUCAACAUGAGCAAUGCGAGGUGGAGCCGGUGCAGCUGCAAGUGUCUGCUAGCGGGGCGCGCCCCCCCGCGGCUGUCGCGUCGCGGUGGCGCGUUUGUGGCGUUGUGGCGCCGGCGGGCGCGCGGCGUCUCACUAUACAACCUGACAGGGGGGGCGCCACCGUCGCUGUACACGUGGCGCCUGAUAGCGGAGGAAAAUGGUGCACGUUCCUUCCCUCAGGAGUAUAUUCUGCUAAAGUUGAUUUAUCUGAACAAGAGCAAAGAGAAGGAUUACAAUUCUAUCCGCUAUCACACAAGAUAACAGUAGGGAACGGACCAGUGGAGGGUAUAUCGUUCUCCCAAUUAAAGGGAACGGUGAGUGGGAAAGUGCGUUGCAAACGUGCGGCGGAUUGCGUCGCGUUACCAAUCCGUUUGCGUGCUUUGUCGCCAGAUGGAGCUUAUUUUGGAAACCCACGCGAUACUACAGUCACAGAUGGUGAAUACCGGUUUCCGGAAGUGACAGCCGGUAGCGCGGAAGUAUCGGUGGGGGGUACUCGUCUGUGUUGGCGCGAGAGGUCGCAUAUAGUGCCGAUCGCCGGGGACAAGGUUCAAGCUCCGGACUUCGUUCAUACCGGUUAUAUCCUCCGUUUGAGAGCUUCACAUCCAGUACAGGUGGAAUACAGUGGUCCAGAAGGCGUAACGGGCACGUUAUCUGUGCCAGAGGGCGCUAGUGAACAAUGUGUGCCCAAAGCUGGUACAUAUACGUUGAUUCCACGAUCUUGUCAUAAAUUUUCUCCGGCCACCGUUCGAGCUACUCCACAAGAAUCUGAGGAUGAAACACCGAUGACGGUGUACUUUGUGGCUGUGGCUCACGAGGUGACCGUUCGCGUGUUGUCACCAGAGGCCGCCACUGACGUCACGUUACUGAUCGGCACUGAAGACCACGGAGCAAUGCCUGUGGGACCUCUCAAACCUAGUCCUCAUCCUGAUGGCGGAUUCGCAUACGAGCAUACUAUGUAUAUGGCUGAUGGCGAGGUGGGCGUGGUGUCCGCUAGUUCGUCGUCGCUGCUGUUCGACCCGCAGCAGCCGCAGCAGGUGUGGGGGCGGGGCUCGUGUCAGCCCAACGCGCUCACGUUCCGUGCCCGCAGAGCGCUCACGCUGGCGGGGGCGCUCCGCCCACCCGUGCCCGGCGUGCACGUCACACUCACCGCCGACGGAGUGAAACAAACCCAUAUUACAACAGAGGAUGGCAAAUAUAGCUUCGGUCCCCUGGAUGCGUCUAAGAAGUACACGGUGACGGCUGAACUCGAGUCUUACGUGUUCAGUGAGCCUGACGAGAACGGUAUCAUCUCCGCUCGGAAAUUAGCCGAGAUCACAGUGCAACUUCUAGAUCGUGUUGACAAAACACCGCUACAGGGCGGUCUUGUAUCGGUGAGCGGCGGUUCGUACCGUCGUACAGCGGUAACGGACGCGGCGGGCAGAUUACGUUUCGCCGCUUUGGCUCCCGACCAGUACUACGUGAAGCCAAACAUGAAGGAGUACAGAUUCCAUCCACCUCACACCAUCGUGCCUCUGCCCGAUGGUGAAGCGAGACAUUUGGAGCUCACCGGCGAACGCGUGGCGUGGUCGUGUGUCGGACGAUUGAUGUCAUUGGGUGGGAUGGGAUGGGCGGGCGCGGUGGUUGCAGCGGUUCCCAAACCUGAAUCGCCGGCUAGUUGCUUACCGGAGGAGGCGACUACUGAAUCUAGCGGUGCUUUCAGGAUACGCGGCUUAUUACCCAGCUGCGUAUACACAAUCCAACUGAAGGAGUCCAGUUUACCAGAACUGGUAGGGCUUAAACUAGCGAAAGCUCCGUCUACGCUGGAGGUGAAGAACAAUAAAGACAUCGAAAACGUAAUUCUAAUAGCGGUCCAGCCCCGUCAGCUGACAGAUGGUAGUGUUCUAAUACACGCUGCGCCUGCGCACUAUAAAAUGUUGCGUCUUACUCUAGCAACAGAAAAAGCGCCACACUCUCAUAUAUACGCGGCAAAAUUAGAUCCACCCAACGGUCAAGACAACCCGGGCGUUAUGCUUGUGUUACCGAGACUGCCGGCCGAUAAUGCCACUUAUGUACUCCAAUUAGAGUCGACUUUAUCGAAAGCAACGCACACUUAUGAAGAUACGAUCAUAUACUUCGAAUCCGAUGGCAAUUACAAGACUUUCGAUAUAGAGUUUAAGCCGAAGGUAAAAUCAUCAGAUCAGGAGCUCCGGCAGACCUCUUUCUUAGUUGUUCCCUUGUUAGGUCUCUUAGCGUUGGCGUAUAUGCAUCGGGAUGCGUUACUAGCACGUGUGAUGUCACUGAGCGUGGGCGUAGGGGGUGGAGCGAGUACGGGGGGUAGAGGGGGUACGAGGGGGGUCGCCCGCCCCGACGUGUUGGACGCGGCUAGUAUAGAUCACAUAGUCAGCGCUGUUAACGCGGCGGGUAAACGUACUUCUAAGAAAAAACAACAAUAG